GCAGAGCAUUUAGUACGUGACGCCGAAGCGUUAAAGACGCCGAGCAAGCAGAAACAGAAGCAUUCCGUCAUCAAAUUAUCGUCAACGGUGAAAAAACGAGAGGUGAUCAUGCCAGGCCCGAUCAAACAACGUGUCCAAGAAUGGCUGGAGCACCAACCAUCAACGCCUACCCAAUUGCACAGAAAUGCCACAGAUGAGUUGCAUAGCAGCACAAAUGCAAAAGCAGGCGAUGACUGUGAAGCUUCGGGAGAAGCAUCGGAGACAGACUCCGUUCCGCAACCUGGCUCGGAUACAUCCGAGGGGCUCACUGACUCCAUAGCUACUUGCAUGCAGACGAGCACAAACUCCUAUGGUGGCAAUUCCACUGAAUGCUUCGGAGGUUCUACAGAACCUAUACUCAGUCCAACGACUGUACUGGGCUACGGAAGCAGUAAUCAGAGCUUGAACGUAAAGAUUGUUAAGCGGGCACAGACACGCCGCAAAUCGGAGCGACCGUGGUCGGUGUCGUGUUUGUCGCAACUGACCACCGAGACAGUGCAAACGGCGACAGCUGUGGCGACAGUAAGCAACGUACAGACCGGCCUCGCCACUCACUCGAUUAGUGAGUCGGCGCUGGACUCUCUAUCGCCUGGCGGCCGCCAACGCGCCUCCUCCUCGUCCACCACCAAUGUUACCCAAGUAAAAGCGUGCAAUAGUAAGGGUUCAUUGAAACGGCGCAAAACGCGCAAAAAGAAAAUGUCCAUUGGUGCGAAUAUUGGACUAGUUACACCAAAUGCACAUUCUGCUGGCCACAAAACGCCUGACUCCGGGUCGGAGCACACCGCCGAGGUGCCACGCCUCGCCCAAACGCUACUCAUGAAGUCGUGUGAAUCCAUGUCGGCUCAACAAAUUCGCGAGAUAACGAACGCGCUAUUGAGCCUGCAACGCGGUAGUGGCACAAUGCCAAACGAGGGCGCCAUGGGCGGCAGCAGCGGUGCCACGCAACACUCAUUGGGGCAGCCGCAGCAGCAGCAGUACGAAAAUCAGCAUCAGCAGCAGAACGAUAGUGGCGGGGAGGCUCAAUUAAUGAAGCCCAACUUCCGCGUGGGCUCCUAUACCACAGCGUACAUGCGCAACGAGAAACGGUUGGGCUCGUUAGCGGCUUUGGCCACAUACAUGAAUGACGAAGAAGAAGAGCAGCAAGGAGCUGCCACACCAGUGCCCCAGAAGCACCGAGAUUACACCACCGGCACUGACGAUCACCACAGCAGUUUCUCGGAAACGGCCUGGGACAACUAUCAAGAGAAAUAUAACUCGGAGAACUACUCUGAGGGGUUUGAUUCGGAUGCAGCCAGAAGGCUUAUGGAAUUUGGUGAUGAUUAUCGAAAUUUCAUCGAUUCGCAGUCAGACUGCUGUUCUUCGCUGUCAGCUGCCAACAACGUAGAUUCACUAUCGCCGCCACGUAUGGACUCGUUGCAACAAACGGACACGAAAACUAUUACACAAGACACAAUCGCCAACAGUGUAGACCAUGCCAGACGUCGCCGUGCACUUGACUUGGAAUACGAAAGAAGACGCAAAACAUUAGAGGUUCGUCGCAAAUCAUGCCAAGACUCAUCGGAGGUACAGAACGCACGCGGUUCCUCCAUGUCCUUGUCAGCUUCGGCCGCCAAUGUUGUUACUCCCAAAGGUGGCAUUGAGAAAUUGAAUCAGCAACAGAAAUGCGACUCGGCCAGUCGCAAAUUGGAAUUUGGCAUGAGUCAUUCAGCGCAGUCCUUGCGUCGCACAUCGGAAAGUGACACAUCAACUCGUCGUCGUAAAGUGGAUGACCGUCGUCGCUCUUCCCGCAACGUCGAUAAAUGCAUCAAAGUGAUCCCGGCCACUUCCUCAUCCAGUUGUGAUGACUCUGACGAUGAAAAGGAAAUGCGCAAUUUACUGCAACAAAGCCGCAAUCGUUUGGAAGACACUGGCGCAUUGAAAAUACGCUGCCACCUUUUGCGCCCUGAGGACUACACGGAGAUCAUCAGCACUUGCCGUGACAAUAUACGUUGUCUGGAGGCCGUACUCCGUGGUCCGCCUGGCACGGUGCUCUCUGCACAGUGUGCCGGCCAGACUAAAGAUUUAUUAGCUGCUUGGGAGGACCUAUUGGGCUGGAGCGAAAAUGCUGCAUCCGCACGUAAAAUGCAAGAGGAGAUGAUCAUUCUCAAGCACGCGCUGAACAAGUUGGGCAACAAGAGUACAUUUGAACUAUUGGACACAGAACCACAGAUCCAAGUCGCAAUUGAGGCUCUAAAGAGUGAAAAAACGGAGUUGCAAAAUUACCGCACAAAUAUGCUUCGCCUGAAUGCCAGCGUGCACAGUUGGCUAACGCGCCAGGAAAGACGCCUACAGAAUGUAUUAAUGGAGGAGGAAUUGAAAGCAGCUGCUGAAAAAGUGGCCAUUGAGCACGCGGACGAUCGAAACAAUUCAUUCGCCGCUGGAGGUGAUGUAACCGGAACGCUUAAAGAAAAUACCACAACUGUGGCAAUCGAUUUUGGCAACGGGGCAGCAAAUAACGCAAUCGUUGGCACCGCCACUAUGACCACUUCCAUUGGCACUAGUACCGCUGGUAAGGGUGCCAAAGUGUUGGAUAUACACACACUAAUCAAUUCGGAAAAUGAAUUCCACAAACAUUUGAAGAACGAAGUGAGCGACAUGUACAGCGCCUGGGACGAUGCUGACGCAAGGAUAAAUACUCAACUGGAGACGCUAACGAAUUCACUGAUCGCUUGGCGGCAGUUGGAGAAUGGCUUGUAUGAGUUCCAGCAAGCGCUCGGCCAGGAUCGCGGCACAUUAAAGGGGCUCGAGGGUGCGUUGGACAAGGGCCAAGCCAGCCCAGUAGAGCUGGCGCAGAAUGUUAAGGUUGUCGCCAAACUACUUUCAGAGCGCGUAAAUGUUAGCCAAGAACAGCUUACUGCGGUACAGGAACAUCUGGAUCCCAACCAUAUCUUGCACAUUGCAAAAUUCACCGCUUCCAACGGCUCGCUUUCAGACUCAGGGAUUUCCGACGGUGGUGCCACUUCUGAUGGCGGGCUAUCGGAGCGUGAGCGUCGACUUGGUGUCUUGCGGCGUCUAGUAAAGCAGUUGGAGUUGGCUUUGGCCCCCGGCAGCGAAGCGAUGAAGUCCAUUGCAGUGCGUAUGGAGUCCGCCGAGGCAGAGCUCAAGAACUUGCAGAACACCUGUCGCGACUUAAUUGUGCGCACAGCAGCUACACAUCAAAAUAAGAAAGUCCAACAGCAGCUACAGCAAGCAGAAGCACAUCAACUUCAAGUACCUGGUGGAGAAGAAAUGGAUAGCAGUGUACGAAAUACUGCCGGUGAAAUAGUAAAGGCGAACGGACAUGCAGGAGGCAGGAGAAGCAGUGCAACGAAAGAGCAGGAAUGUGCUGCUAAAGAAAAUGCGUCCCCCAGAAGAAACGGACGUCGCAGGCAGAAUAAGAAUUCCAACGGAUCCAAUACAGACGCCGACAACAGCAAUGCCUCCACAUCAGCUAACGCAUCGGCUUCGACUUGUAAAGUGGUGGGUACCAAACUGGCUGCUGGUGCGCCAGACUCUGGCGACCCGGCAGACGAUCCAGAUCUUGAGUUCGACAUGGACGAAGCAGACGACAAGGAUGACGACAAGCAUCCUCAUAAUAGCUGGACUUGGCGCAUCGCCAAAGCAGCUGUGCCUGUGCAACUGGCCUUGAUCACCUUCCUGUGCGCCGCCUGCCUCAUGCAGCCCAAUUGCUGCGACAACCUCAACAACCUGUCAAUGAGUUUCACGCCUCAACUCCGUUAUAUUCGUGGUCCGCCACCAAUUUGAAUCGACUGCUAGCAGCACCUCAAAUGCUUCCGCAUGCGCCGCCAGCAGUGCAGACACACACCGUGGUAACGCAAAGUUCGCGUCAAGCAAAUCAACCACCAGAUAAACUGCAAAUAUGCAUUUAUAAGUAAGAGCUCUACGUUGCGAACGUGUAUCGAAGACGCGCGGUUGCCAAUAUGGUUGCUUUUAGGGGGAGUGUAGGAAUUAAUGUAACUAACUGAUAGCCGAUUAAUAUGUUUGCAUGUCCUAAUACACGCAUCAGAGGCGCAAGUUAAGGACUUAAGGAAUCGCUGAAGCAGAUGCCCGUGAAGCGCAGUAUUUUAACAUAUCAUGGAUAAAAGCCUAAUCAACUUCUCCUUUGGAGUUAAACUUCGCGCUGUCAACAGAGGUGCAUCGCAUAGUUGUUGAAAGAUAGGCAAACUAAAAGCGAUGACAAAACAUUUAUUUUUAUGGGGAUGGCAUUUUAUUUAUUUAGAUCGUAAAGGUAUUCAUUCGUUAAAUAGAAAAGGAAACUGCAAAAAAUGCAUUGGAUAACGGUACAUUACAAAAACAAAAUGUAACCAAUGAUUCGCAAUUACGGAUUACGGUACAAAAUAGCACCAACACCAAUCACUCUAAGCUAUGUAUUGCGACUGCGAAAAGUAGUGGCACAUACGCCCGGCAUAAUUAUAUGGACCUUGAGUUCUAUCGAACAUUGGUGAAUGAGUAUACUUAUAUAGUUGCAAGUACUACCGAUAACAGAAAAUAUCAACAAGGGAUUAGUUGUUGAUGUAGCAAAUACAGGAAUAGGAAUGAAAGUUGUUCGAAUUAUUGCAAUAACGAUUACUACGAAAGAACACACGCAAUUUCCCUAGAAACAAGCUCCGCAAUAUCUUUUGAUACGAAGCAAUGCGACAAAAGUAUAGCGAGAGAGCCAAAAUGAUAUCUUGUAUUCAGUUGGAUAAUAAAUAAAUCUCUGAAAAUUACAGAUUUGAUAAUAUUUUAUAUAUACAGCAGCGACUUUUUUGUUUCGAAAACACUAAAGUGCCUGAAAUACAACGCCAACAAAAUGGUUGAAAAAUGUUCAUCCAAUAAAUGUUCCUUAUGAAAUGAUUGAAAUUGACAGCAGAAAGCUAUGAAUGGGACUCCGUCCAUCUGGCAUGGAAGCUAUAUAACUACAUACAUACAUACAUAAAUAUUUUGAAUUGCCGAUCCGUCGAUGUCGGACAUUUUACUUUGGACGCCCAAUGCCCACAAAUUCAAGCUGUUUUUGUUUUUUUGCAGUAAUCGCUAAAAUUCCUUUUCUAUUAUAUUAAUAGGUGCAGCAACCGAAACUCGUUUUAGGUUAGUAGUUGAUUUGCACUUUUAUAUACAUACAUACAUAUGUGUGUUGGUUACACACAACAUACUGGCAUAUAUGUUAUUUUGCAUCGUAAUUGUGUUGAAAGCUCAAUUUUAAAAAAGAGUUAAUUCUAAUUCAAAACAACAAAAAUAACAAAAAAACUUAUUCUUAGUAAUUAUCUUAAAUUUAGUUACUUGAAUUAUGGUUCUAUAGUAAUUGAUAAUUUUCUAUUCAACGUAUACUUACUUACAUAUUCUUAGCGUACAAUAAAUGCUGAAUAAAGCGAACAUUUCGUAAAAGGUUCGCUUCAUAAAAUAAUAGCAUUGCAUAUUUCACAAUAUUUCUGAAGAAUUCUAACGUAUUUAUACUUCUAUGGGCAAAACAAAAAAAAAA
Molecule: messenger RNA, 5536 nt
Organism: Rhagoletis pomonella (apple maggot)
Lineage: Eukaryota; Metazoa; Arthropoda; Insecta; Diptera; Tephritidae
Exons: 11
Coding region: 109-3822 (1237 amino acids)
Cellular component (GO): membrane
Source: RefSeq, a predicted model, not a curated record